AGAGGUUUCUAGAUAGCGAAGUUCACAAACUUCCUUCUGUCUGGGACAGUCUGCGGGAGGGCCCCUGGCUGCCCACUAGCUCUCUGAGGACUGAAGUGACGGGUGGGCAGUGCUGCUGCCUGAGAGCCUGUGACAUUUCCGCACUCGGGGCCAGUCUGCGCCUGAUUUGCCCGGGGUGGUUUUCUCUGUGGGAGAACAAAAGCAGCUCAGGGGCAGCGCCUAUGGAUUCCAGUUCCAUGGAUUCCAGUUCUGAGGAGAAAGGUGCAGCCAUGGCCAUCCCCCCGCUGAAGCCCAGCGAGAAGUUCCACCUGUUUGUCAGUUACAGCAGCAUGGAUGCCACGUGGACACAUGGGCUCAUCGGCCGCCUGGAAGCCGACCACGCGGGGCUGCGGGUCUGCCUGCACGAGCGGGACUUCACCCCAGGCAGGAACAUCCUGGAGAACAUGGCUGAGUGCAUCCAUCAGAGCCAGAAGGUGCUGCUGGUGCUGAGCCAGGACUUUGUGCAGAGCAGGUGGUGCCUCCUCGAGGCCGACCUGUCACUCUUCGGCUACUGCCUGGAGAGGAAGCCGGUCAUCCCCGUCCUGCUGCGGCCCUGCCAGGUCCCGCUGCACCUCAGCCACCUGACCUACCUGGAGGCCAUGGACAGCCGUUUCUACAGCAAGGUGGUGCGGCUCCUGUGCACACCCAGCCACUGCAUGGCGCGAUCCCUGCCCGGCCCGCGCCCGGUCCCUUCUUUCUACAGCGGGAAGACCUUGCUGACCCUGAACUGUGUCAACAGGGACAGGCUGCCCUCGUGGAAGGUGGGGACCUUCAGUACCCUGAGCGUCCCAGACCCCUUGAAGGAGGUAUUGCCGGACCCCGAGGUGUACAAGCAUGCUGUGGGCAUCCUGAAUGGGGUACAGUCCCCCAGGUCCUGCCUCCGGUAUCUGGGUUGCAGGAUCCUGCUCAGCAUCUUUCUCCUUCUUCUCUUCUUGUCGUUGAUCUUGCUCUUCGUGGUUUUCGGGCUCGAGCCCAUAACACCAGGUCUGCGGUUCCUGCUAAUCACCACCAAUGUGUUCUGCAGCCUCCUCAGCAUGGUCUUAGCAGUUAACAGUCUGUGUUGGUUCAGAAGGUUUUCUAGGAGGAAGAUGCAGGAGCUGGGCCUCAGGGUGGGGGAGGCCAACCUGCUGCUGGCGCCACACUCGGUGCUGAUGGGCUGCCAGACCCUGAACCAGCUGUCCUUCGUGUUCGUGCAGCUGGAGGACUGCAGGCAGACGUUCCUCCAGGCCCCCGAGGGCGAGGCCCUGUUCCGGGAGGCCCUGCUGCAGUUCUCCUGUGCCUACGCGUGCUGCCUGGUGCAGGCACACUUCCCCCACUGCGAGGACACCGCGGCCUCCCAGGGCCACCUGGAGCCCGGCCUGUGCUUCUGCCAGUACGUCUCUGUGCAGCUGGAGAGAGGUUAACCCCAUGUGGCGGUGGGAGGGCCUGUGGAAGGGCCUUGUGUGGACAUCCAGCCGCCCCUUGGCCGGUGCUGUGGACGUGGCCGCUGUGAGGCCUGGCUGGUGCGCUGCCUCUCACGUCUGGUUAGUUGUGCCAAGCAGGGCAGCCUGCACUGCCUGCUCUGAGGGCAGAGUGACUGCUCUGUCCCGACAGACUGGGGAGGGGGACUUUGGUCAAACUACCUGAGAGACCCUUAGGACUGGCCUGCCCCUCUCUGGAUGUCCAGGGGCCAGAGCAGAAUGCAGCUCCUACAGGCACCUGCCCCUCGUUCUGGGACACGGAGAUGAGAACAGGUCAAUCCCUAGGGACUUGGAAAUACAAACACACACACACACACACACACACACACACACACACACGCUGCGCUCCUGCCUUCAGUGCUGAGAGUUUGCAGGGUGCCGGCCGCAGCCAUCCUUGGCUGGAAAUGGGAGAACUGGGUUGUACUGGGCAUGGUCAGAUUUGCGUCUGCGGCCGUUGAUUCCAGACCGGUGAGCCCUUUCUGCUCUGCAUGGCCCCAGGUCCUGAAAUAAAGACCCCAGCCUGUCUUCAUCCUCCCUUCUGGGGAGGGUGUGCGGGGGCUGCAGCAGCACCUCCCAGAACCGUGGCCAAGCAUGGCGGUGCAGCAUCCUCAUCCUCGCUGCUGCUGCCAGUCAUCCCACAGGAACAGGGCAGCAUCCCCGGGAGGUAACUAGGAACUGGUUCUGUUCUUUGGGUCAAAGCAGGGAGCAGCAGCAGGCUGAGCCCUGCCUGAGCUGCGCCCCCCGGAGAGUGAGAUCCCCACACCUUACGCUUCACACCUCUCCCCAAGACCCCUCUCUGUUCUGGCCCAAGCACGGGCAGGACCUUGGAGGUGAGGGUUGGCCCCAGGGUAACAUGGGCAGGCUACCCUCUGUGAAAGAGCAGUUGGCAGGUGAUGACCUGCCAGACUUGAAGUCUGGUGCUGGGAAGAUUCCCUGCCACCUGCGGAGCCUUGGGUGGGCCCUGGCCAGAUGCUACGCUGGUGAGAGUAGCUCAUUGGUUCUGUGGUUUUGCUGCCUGCCGGGCCCUAAACUGACCCUCACCCCCUCCCACAGGCCCAGGCCCAGGCAGUAGCUGCAGAGUCACAAAUGUAGUUCCUCAUUUUACAUCCCACUGCCCUGGGAGUGACCUUCCUGUGGGAUUGGGCAUGUGGACUCUCAGCAUGACAUCGACAUGCAACCUGCCCAGUCCCACAGGAUCCUGCAGUUCUGGGAGGUGCUGAGCAUCAUGGCACAGGCCGGGAGUCACCCUGUGAACCGGCCUCCUUUGGAUCACCCCCCUCCAGAGUGCCAGGCUCCUCUUUCUUCCUGCAGCUCCUUCCCAGGCGCCAGGCAGAGGAGCCUGCUCUGUGCUGGGCACUGACCCGACAAGCUGACGUGUGUCUCUGGGACAGCAACCUCGGUGAGGGGCUGUGAUGACUGACCUGAGAGGGGCUCCACCUUCUGGAUCCCAUCCCUGUGUCCCAGGCCCGGCUCUAGUGAGUGUUUGCGUGAUGAAGAAGGGAAUGUAACCUUGAAAUGACCUUGAAGACAUCUGAGGGUUGUGCUUGUGAUUUACUGAGAUGGGGUGGAGGCUGUGACAGGAAGUAGGGAAGCAGAGUGGGAGGCGGCCAGGUGAGGUCAGCUUGUAGAAGACUAACAGGUUGCACACGAUCUGACCCAUAAAAGGAUGACCCCAAGGCCCUGGUUCCCCCUAUGCCACUGUCCCCAGCGUGGUCUCUCUCUCUGAGGGUCCAGGUCUCUUCUCAGAUGAACACAUGGAAUCUCUCACAUUUUCCUUGAACCUGUUCCCAUCAUCAUCGGGGCCCUCGCCAGGGAGCCCAUGGACCUGGCACACACUAUGUGUCAGAAUUAUGUUUGACUUUUGGCAUUUUAUCUGACACGAUUAAAGCCUCACCAGCUGUU
Messenger RNA from Myotis lucifugus (little brown bat), 3401 nucleotides. RefSeq lists its product as uncharacterized. The record is from RefSeq and is a predicted model, not a curated record. Lineage: Eukaryota; Metazoa; Chordata; Mammalia; Chiroptera; Vespertilionidae. Gene Ontology annotation, cellular component: membrane. Gene Ontology annotation, molecular function: transmembrane signaling receptor activity. Bases 222 to 1442 code for a protein of 406 amino acids. Gene Ontology annotation, biological process: inflammatory response; immune response; toll-like receptor signaling pathway. The transcript has 2 exons.